Messenger RNA from Rhea pennata, 3398 nucleotides. RefSeq names its product ras-like protein family member 11A-like. Lineage: Eukaryota; Metazoa; Chordata; Aves; Rheiformes; Rheidae. Gene Ontology annotation, molecular function: GTP binding; GTPase activity. The record is from RefSeq and is a predicted model, not a curated record. Bases 401 to 1153 code for a protein of 250 amino acids. The transcript is spliced from 4 exons.
CCAGAAGGAUCUCAUUUUAGCAAAGCGCCAAGGGACAGCCCGUAAAAGAGGCAGCGGGGCGGAUAGAGCGAGCGAGCGAGCGAGCGCGGUUCAUGGAGACACUCGCUCGGCGCCUGGCCGGAGGAAUGUCAUGGUUUCCCUGUGAUUGGCUGGGGAAUGGAGGAGUCAGUUUUCACGGGGGUUGAUCAAAAAGUUUCCCUUUGCUUUCCAGAGUUGCUGUCUGAGCAGAGGCAUCGGGAAGAGGAGGCCGGUCGCUCCGACGUUCCUCAGGAAAGCUACUUAAAUGAAAUGAAAAGGCCUCUCUAUGCAAGGAUUUACAGCCGAGAAAAGACGCGGAGAAGCUGCUUUCCUUCCUUUUUCCCCCAACUCGCAGGGCAGCUGAUCAGCUCCCACUUCUGGCAUGCGUCUCACCUCUCAGGAUACGAUGUCACAGUAUUCUACUAACUUUCUCUUGCUUCCCAUACCCGAGUACCCCGUGCUAGACUGCGUGCCCAACAAAAUCAUCAAGCUCGUGGUACUGGGUGGCAGCAGCGUUGGUAAGACAGCCUUGGUUGUGCGCUUUCUCACAAAAAGAUUUAUUGGAGACUAUGAAGCCAAUACGGGUGCUUUGUAUUCAAGGAAGUUCACCAUAGAUGGGGAACAGAUCUCCCUACAGGUGCAGGACACACCGUUUGUUUCACUGGAGGACGACACAGACAACAUUUGCUGCCAGGAGCAGAUAAACCGCUCGAUCUACUGGGCAGAUGGUUUUGUAUUCGUCUACUCCAUCACAGACUAUGAGAGCUACCGAGUCAUCCGACCCCUGUACCAGCACAUCCGUAAGAUCCACCCGAAUGCUAACAUUCCCCUGCUCCUGAUGGCCAACAAAGGAGACCUUCUGCGAGCCAGGCAGGUGUCCUCCAAAGAAGGACUCCAACUGGCCAGUGAACUGGGGGGCACUUACUACGAGGUGUCAGCCCGGGAGAACUGUGAGGGUGUCCACGAAGCCUUCCAGCAGCUGUGCCAGGAGGUCAGCAGGAUGAUUGGGAGCUGCAAUGGAGAGAAGCGAAGAGGCCUCCACCUUGUCCGACCCAAGUCUCCAAACAUGCAGGACUUAAAGAGACGUUUGAAACAGGCUCUGACUUCCAAAGGGAAAUCUGCGACUACGCUUUGAUGUAACCAACAGAAAUUGUUUCCCACACCUCUGAAAAAAAAAGGCAAGAAAGCAAGCUUGUAUUAAGGAGCAGCUCCAAAAUUCAACAGUCAGGUUGUGCGAGAGGGUCUUUCAUUUUGUCUUUGCCUCUUCCUUAAAAAUCCGAUAUUCAUUCAGCAAAGAGACUUAUUGAAUGUGCUCUUCGGGGCAAGAAUUUAGAAACUGUGAUUUAAAAAAUAGAUUGUCCCAGCCUAUUUCCUUUUUAAAAGGGAUACAGUCAAAUAGCUUAGGCCUAAAUGUAGAUUUUAUUAAUAAAAAUAAUUAAAUCUUACUAUUAAGAGAAAUUACUUCUCUUGGGGAUGGGAGUAUUCCCAAACAUAGGUAAUGAGCCUUGGCAAGAGGCCAUGAGAAUGACAUGAGCUAUCCUGGGCAAGCAAAACUUGUAAGAUCUACUUAGUUGGCCCAAGACUGGAAAAAUAAAGGCAAAAAGAAAAUGAAUAGGAUAACUAGUGAAAACUAAUAAUAAUUAAAAGACAGCUUUUAAAUUGUAGUUUAGAAAGUGUUCUCAGCAAUAUGGCGAGAGAUUUGUUUAUAUGCAAGCUUUAGCCUUACAGUGUCUCUUUAAAGGCAGAUUUGGAAAAAAUCACUGUUUGCUUACAUUAUUUUCCCUUAAACCCCUACGAGCUAUUACUGAAAACAACUGGAGGGUAAGACAUAUACUUUAGCAGCAUUUUGUAGGUGGUUUCUUUAUGAUCUGCCUCUCAUUUUUCUGUAGGUUUCCUGCAUGGCAGUGAAAGAGGAAAAAAUAGAACAGCAUCACUGUAAAACUUGCAAAAAAAUAGACUGUACUGAUCAAGAGCAGGGAGGUGACCUGAAACUAUUUAGCUUUUUUUCCCAAACUAUCUAGACUUCAACUACAAGAUGCUGCAUGUAAGAAACAAAGCCUUCACACAAAGUUGAUUUAACUCAUUAGAUCUUUCUUUUUAAAGAAAGAAAAGUUUUAUGAAACCUGAAAUUCCUGCCUUCAAGAAUUUAUCAUUUUGUUAUUUGCCCUACGACCAGACUUUACUUAGUACCUCGCAAUUCAUCCAAAUGACCCAUCUGUCAAUAUAUAUUUCACUGGCAGCAUCUCGCUGCAUUGGGUCUCAGCAUGUACAAACAACGGUAUUUGAAACCAUAUCCUGUGAUCUGGCCAAAUUUAUGGCAGCAAUAACACCACCACGAAGCAGCUGUCAUUCUGUUCUUAAUGAGAGUGGAAGGGAACUGGGCUGGACCAUGCAAAAGUCAUGAUGCAGCAAUUUUUCUUUGAACAAACCAUCCCAGAAAUUCACAGGACCAUGGAAUAAAGUAAAGCUCAGUGAUUUGCGCUGAGGAACACAGCAGGGAAAAUCCGAGUGUGAUGGAUAUAGAAAAACACUCUCAGCUGUGGUUUCAGAGAGCAAUACGGAGCUAAAUCAACCUUUUACUCAUCAUGAGCAGCAAAUAUGUAAACUGAGUCUGAUGAGUAUUUAUAUAGCUCAGGGCUUGAAAAUUUAUUUUAAAUUUUUCUUGUCCCUGCUUUAGACCAGUCUACUCAGGAUUUUCCUUAUCACCUGGAUUUGCUUUAUCUACAGCUCGCUUUCUGUUUUAUUUAUUGUUUUCCACAGCUGGUCAUCUGAGAAAAUCUUGCGUUCUGAUUAAUUUAAAUUCUUCUGUUCACAUAAAAAAACUGCACAUUCUUUAAAGUUAUUUUCAAGUGGCAAUAGCAGGGAAAGAGAAAAUCAGAUCACCCAUACUGGGACUAUAAACAAUAUCACAGGAUUUCUACUUUAGCUUACGGUUUAUUAGCAAUUUGAUAUUUGAGCAGUGUCAUUAUUCAUUGCUGGCACUUCAGUAUUGCAUUUACUAGCACAGUAUUUCAGUAUUUUAAAUAACUAAUAACAUGGUUCAAAUAUUGAAUCUUUAGCAUGAAAGAGAGCAAACAGUUUAAAAGAGACACACAAACUGAAAUGUGUUCAUAUGAAAAAAAUUAUCACCAGUUUUGAAUAGCAACUAAAUAUUUUUCCAUUCUACUACUGUACAAUACAGGCUAAAUCUGCUGAAGACAACAUGCUGACAAGAUUUAUUUUCAAAAGAGCCUAAGAGAACUAAGUGCUCGAUCCUACUAAAUAUGGUUGUAACUUACUGUUUCAGCUCUAAUCCUUUCUUAUUGGCGAAGAAAGUUUAAAAAUUUUCAAAAUUGUCAAUGUUCUAUUUUCAGUAGUGAUUAAUAAAAAAAAAUGCAAGG